Messenger RNA from Setaria italica (foxtail millet), 842 nucleotides. RefSeq lists its product as uncharacterized. The record is from RefSeq and is a predicted model, not a curated record. NCBI's taxonomy places the organism in Eukaryota, Viridiplantae, Streptophyta, Magnoliopsida, Poales, Poaceae. The coding region runs from base 218 to 688 and encodes 156 amino acids. The transcript has a single exon.
AAUGCAAACCGCCGCGAGAGCAGAGGACUCCGGCCUCCGGGACUCGGCGCGAAACCGGUUUCCUUUAUAACCCCAGUCGUGACGUCCCCGGUCUCCGCACGGCCCGCCCGCCGUCCCCUGCAGCUGCACCGCUGCACGUCGCCUCUCCCACUUCUCCCGUCCCGUCAAAGAAUCUCCUUCACCGACGACUCCUCCGACUCCCGACUUCCCGGCGUCCAUGGCCAUGGCCGUGCAUCAUCAUCAGAUGGACAUAGCGCCGGCCGAGGGCACCUCCCCGGCGGCCGCCACCGGCGCGGCGGUGCGGCAGCGCAGGUGGUGGCUCCGGCGGAUGUACUCGCCCGUGGGCGUCGCCGAGCGCGAGCAGGGGGCGGUGACGGCUGCCGUGGACGCCGCUGCGGACGACGAUGGCGGCGUGGCGAGGAAGCCGCGGCGGGGCGGGUGGCUGCGUCGGCUGGUGCCGCGGGAGCACGCGCUGCGGCGGCGGUGGAAGCUGCUGAGCGGCGCGCCGUCGAGGCUGGCGGCCGGGCUCCCGCGGUGGAAGCGGAUGCCGAGGCGGCUGUCCGUCGGAGGAGGCUGCGCGUCGGCGCUGCUCGACGCCGCCGCGUUCCGCGUCAUGUACGUGGUGGAGGCCGUCGUGCUCGGCCUCGCGCUCUCCUGCUUCUUCUGCUGCUGCGGCUGCCAGAUAUGAUAGCACCGCGCAGCCGCCCUUCUUGCUCGCCUUCUUCCGAUCCGCCGAUGGGUGGGCAUGUAAUUUUCGCCUGGUCUCUCUAAUUAUUGUUUGCUGUUUUCAUUACGGUGUAAAGUUUCGCAUCCUUGAAAUUUCCAUUCGCGACAUCGAUUUA